This is a messenger RNA of Tyto alba (common barn owl), 6552 nucleotides long. It is a transcript of the gene PPP2R5E, whose product is annotated as protein phosphatase 2 regulatory subunit B'epsilon. The record is from RefSeq and is a predicted model, not a curated record. NCBI's taxonomy places the organism in Eukaryota, Metazoa, Chordata, Aves, Strigiformes, Tytonidae. The coding region runs from base 710 to 2113 and encodes 467 amino acids. Gene Ontology annotation, biological process: protein dephosphorylation; signal transduction. Gene Ontology annotation, cellular component: cytosol; nucleus; protein phosphatase type 2A complex. The transcript is spliced from 14 exons. Gene Ontology annotation, molecular function: protein phosphatase activator activity.
GGGGGGGGUGGGGGGGGGGGGCGGUGGCAGCACGCUCGGUUGUGUGUGAGUGAGUGAGUGUGUGUGAGUGAGUGCCAUGGCCGGAGCCCGCUGAGAGUGACAAUAGGAGCCAGCCGGAGCGCGACCCCGACGCCCACCGGGACCCCCCCUCUCACCUGAGCCGGCCGCCGGCGGAAGAGGCCCUUCCCUUCCCCUCGCAGCACCGCCGCGCCGCCUGCCCGGCCUUAACCCCCCACCCCCCCCCACCCCUCUCCCUUCCACGGCCGCCCGCACCGCGCCCGCCGCUCCCCCUCGGCUCGGCCCGCACUCGGCUCCCCUCGCACCCCCCCCACCCCCCCACCCCCCCCCCCCACCAAACACACACACACACACGCACGGAGCCUCCUCAGGGCCGCUCCGCCGGGAAUGUGAGGCAGCAGCCAUCGCAGCCAGCGGGCCGCGCCGAGUGCAUGGGACUGAGCGGAGCUCGAGCAGCCGCCCGCUCCUGAACCCGCCGCCAACGCCGCCCUGCGCUGGGGAGGCCGCCAACGCCGCCGAGGCCUACAGGCUCCUGCGCCGCCGCCGCCGCGGCAGGGACCGAGACCGGCGCGUAUCGCACUCGGGCCGCCGCCGCCGCCAGGCAUCGGCCGCGCUCCGCCAAGCCCGGCUCACGCCGCCGCCGCCUUCCCUCCCGUCUCCGGCUUCUCUACCAGGAGGGUCAAGUAGGGAUAUGUCCUCAGCACCAACUACUCCUCCAUCAGUGGAUAAAGUAGACGGAUUUUCUCGGAAGUCCGUCAGAAAAGCCAGACAGAAGAGGUCACAAAGCUCCUCCCAGUUUAGGUCUCAGGGCAAGCCUAUCGAGUUAACUCCCCUGCCUCUGCUAAAAGACGUUCCAUCUUCAGAGCAGCCUGAACUGUUCCUAAAGAAACUUCAACAGUGCUGUGUCAUUUUUGACUUCAUGGACACGCUUUCAGACCUUAAAAUGAAAGAAUACAAGCGCUCCACUCUUAAUGAACUGGUGGACUACAUUACAAUAAGCAGAGGCUGUUUGACAGAGCAGACUUACCCUGAAGUAGUUAGAAUGGUAUCUUGCAAUAUCUUCAGAACUCUCCCACCUAGUGACAGCAAUGAAUUUGAUCCAGAAGAAGAUGAACCCACCUUGGAGGCAUCCUGGCCCCAUUUACAGCUUGUAUAUGAGUUUUUCAUACGAUUUUUGGAAAGCCAAGAAUUUCAGCCCAGCAUUGCCAAAAAGUACAUAGAUCAGAAAUUUGUAUUGCAGCUGUUGGAGUUGUUUGACAGUGAAGACCCUCGAGAACGAGACUACCUAAAAACAGUCUUGCACAGAAUUUAUGGCAAGUUUCUGGGUCUUAGAGCAUUUAUCCGAAAACAGAUUAAUAAUAUUUUUCUACGAUUUGUUUAUGAAACUGAACACUUCAAUGGUGUAGCUGAACUGUUGGAAAUUUUAGGGAGUAUUAUCAAUGGGUUUGCUUUACCUCUUAAGGCAGAGCAUAAACAGUUUCUGGUGAAGGUGCUGAUCCCUUUACAUACUGUCAGGAGUUUAUCACUCUUCCAUGCACAGCUGGCGUAUUGCAUAGUACAGUUUCUGGAGAAAGACCCCUCACUCACAGAACCAGUCAUUAGGGGUUUAAUGAAAUUCUGGCCAAAAACCUGCAGUCAGAAAGAGGUCAUGUUCCUAGGAGAGCUGGAGGAAAUCUUGGAUGUAAUUGAACCAUCACAAUUUGUCAAAAUCCAGGAACCCUUGUUUAAACAAAUUGCCAAGUGUGUUUCUAGCCCUCAUUUUCAGGUGGCUGAAAGAGCACUGUAUUAUUGGAAUAACGAAUACAUCAUGAGUUUGAUAGAAGAGAAUUCAAAUGUUAUACUUCCCAUCAUGUUUUCCAGCCUUUAUAGGAUUUCUAAAGAGCACUGGAAUCCGGCUAUUGUGGCUUUAGUCUACAAUGUGUUGAAGGCAUUUAUGGAAAUGAACAGCACCAUGUUUGACGAGCUGACAGCCACUUACAAGUCAGAUCGUCAGCGUGAGAAGAAGAAAGAGAAAGAGCGUGAAGAACUGUGGAAAAAACUGGAGGAUUUGGAAUUAAAGAGAGGUCUUAGACGUGAUGGAAUAAUUCCAACUUAACAAAAAAACAAAACAGCAUUAUUAACCUGUGGAGUCACACAUUUAUGUAGUAGAAGAUGGAGCAACAGUUUUCUGUAUUGUGCAACUUUACAGUAGAUUUCACAUUUGUUUCAUUAUUACAACAGCACUGUAUAUACCUGUCUCUAAGUAAAGGAAAAAAAUAAGGACUUUAAUCCAAAGUUUGGACAGCAGAUGGACUUCUCAGAACUUUGCAAACAUAAUCAUUGUUUUAACCCUUCUUUAAAUCCAGUCUUCAAAGAUCUGUUGAUGAAAAUUGCGAUGUCAAAUUCCAUUGUCAGGACCUGUUCCUUAUUUAUCGUUAGCAGAGAGUAUAAUACAACUUUCAAAUGUGAACAAUCUUAAAAUUUAGCUUGUCUUUCUGCUAAAAUGUUAAGUGUAUUUAUAGUAAAAGAGAAAAAAGACUGUCAUUUCCUUAUGAGUUUGUGUAACAUCCUCCUUCUCUGGAUAACUUUACUGUAAUUUGACUUUUUUUCCUUUUGCACAUCUUCAUAAGUUGAAUGUCCAUUUAGAUCAGGGCCAUGAAAAGCAUAGGUCCUGAAUAAAAGUUUUGUUUACUGGUGUGAGCAUUUUUGUUAGUACCGGGCAGUCUCUGGUGCUUCCUUAAUUUGAACAUUAGGAGUUAAAAAACAAGUAGGUGAUAAACAUAGUAGGAAAGGGAGCUUUGGAUUCAUGCACCUAUUUAUUGCAAAUCCAAAUGAGUGUCCACAAUCCUUUAAAAACGGGCGGUGGUAACACCCUGGACUUCAGUACCUAACCAGUAUUAGUGAAACGGCAUUGGACACACAUACCGGAGUUGUUUUAGAAAUACUAAUUGCUAAAUUAUUACAGUAUGUUUAUAUUGGACCAUUUCAAAAGAAUAAAGACAGACACUAAACAGUGCAAGCAUGAAAUUGAUCUCCAGUGGAUGUGGAUCUAAUUGGAAAUUGAGUUGAGAUAGCAGUUUGGACUGUUUGGAGUUGUUGCCUUACUUUUUAAUAUGUAUUUAUAAAGUGUUCCAGCAAAAGAGGAUGUAGCCUCUAGGAAACAUACUAUAGUGUUUUUGUGGUUAUAGUACUAUUACUCAUCACAGUACCAGCCCUAUGGUCUUAGCUGGAAAGGAUUCUAGAUAAUAUACUUCUGCAUUCUCAUCUGGAUGCUCAUUCCUAACUACUGUAUUUGUUACCAAAAGUGGUUCUACAAAUGCUACUGAAAAAAAUUCUGGAAAUCCUAAUGUUCUGAGUAUUAAUAAUAAAGUUUAAAAUGCUUUUAUAUCAAAGGUGCAUUGUGACCAAAUUGUUUAAAACAAAAGAAAAAGAAAUACAAAAACAAAGAAGAGGGCUGUAUUAUAAGUAUACAUUAUUGGCUAUCUGCUUUGUAUUUGAAAGUGGAAUCUUACAUCUUUGGUAGGUAAAAUGCUGAUAAGACUUAUGUACAGUAUAUAUUUAGCUAAUGCAGUUGCAUUAUUAUAUACCGAAAGGUAUGUGUUUCAGGAUUUUUCUCCAGGAUGCUUUUGAACUGUUAUAGACAUAUGACAACAGUGAAUUGAUAAUCCUAAACCAUCAAUCCAGCAGUAUUUACAGUAUAAAACUGAAUUGGUGUUCAUGAGUCUUUGUGAUAGUUGCAAACAUGAAUUUAUGACCUGUUGCAUUGGUAGAAAUACAGUAUAAACACAAGCUUGUAUAUUUUUCUUCCUACCAUUUAAAUAUACAGUAGGAUUUGAAGUUUUCUUGUUUUCAGGCACGGAAAAGAGUUAAAAAAGAAUUCCCUCCUAGACUACUGACUGUUUCAGGAUUAUCAGGUCACAGUUUGUACUCCUGGGUCUGCGCAGACAAAUGUUGUAAACUCAAUGAUUUUGUAAAAACUUGACACUGUUAAUUCUGGGAAAAAAAGUGGAAUUAGUCAUAUGCAACACCAAACACAACAUGGUUUAAUGGGAUUAAUAUGAGCUUCUUUUAAGAACACUGACUGGGACGCAAUGUAAAUUAGGCAGUUACUGUCAUAGUUGAAACAUUUUAUUUUAAAGUGCUGAAGCAAAGGUGCAAGCUUAAAUACUGAAGAUUAAAUAAAUUUAUAACAAAUCAUGUCCCUUAGCCCAUUGAUUUUGACAGUCUUUUAUUUCUGUUACCAAACAAAUACUUGCUAGUGUGAUUUCUGUGUGAAAUGAUCAUGCUUUGCAAGAGGGUGGACUUAAACUCAUGCUCAAAGACUAUGUUCAAUUGUGAAAAACUGAGAUAGAGAGGAGGAAAAGAGAAGAAUGUUUUCCACCUGGUGGAGUAAAACACAACAAUGUGAAAUUAGCAAAAGCACCUUGUCCUAUACUUAGAGUUUAGGUGAGUGUUGUUUGUUCAUAACUAUUUUUGGUUUUGACAUGACAUUCUGGUAUUGAUCAUACAAAACUGAUGAGAACCUGAUGGGUUGCAAUAUUUUGUUACCUCUGAUGUUACCUCUAAUGUGGGGAUAGUGGGGAGUAUCUAAAGUUUAUAGAUGAUUUAUCACUUCCGAGAAGGAAUGUUUCUUUAAAGUGAAUGAGACAAUGUGAUAUUAGUCACUUGACUCUAAAAGUCUGGUAUGACAGUAGGUUGCACUGUGCGAUGUACGUGAAGAAGCACUUGCCACAAUGAUACGACCGUACCCCCGGGAUCCGCUGUUUGCCGCAAUCCAAAUGCGAUGUCCUGCCACUCUGCAGAGCUCCCUUGGUAUCAGUUGGAGUUGUAGGCAAAGAAGAAGGCAGCAUAUGGGCCCAAGUGUGAUCAGUGCGUCUCUUUAAUUAUGCUUUCGUUUGCUUCUUGAGUUCCAGAAACUACCUUUAUUUGUGUAAAUGUUUUGAUUAACUGCUUGUGCAGCAGUUGUUGGGUGGUCACUCAUGUCCUGUACCAUAUUGGUUUCAGGAGAAAGGAUUGAAUGCUCUCUGGUAAAAGCAAAGAGCUGCGUUUUGAAUAAUAGGGCAUUGCAUCAGGUCAUGGGGAUAAAACAACUGUAAAAGUAAAGUUCCUCUCAUAUACUUUAAAUUGAGCACACAUUGCUUUCUUCGUCUUGCCAGUCUCCCUUAUUGUUUUCCUUUCAUUGCUUUUGAGUGUUUUUUGUCUCUCUUCCAAAGGUUGGAAUGCUUUAAAUACAAGUAUUCUAAUGCCAUUGGAGUGUUCACUAGCAGGGUUACAGUAAAUUUAAUCUUGGUUUUGUUAGGAGAAAUGAAAUUAUUUAAUUUAUUUUUUUUAUCUCCUCCUAUAUAUGGAAAAAUAGAGGGUGUUGGAGCCAAGAAUUGCUUGAGUAAGAAAUACAGCAGCUGUACUUACAUUAUACGUGCAUAAGUACAGCCUCAGGCUCUCUCACUCUAUGGAAAGGAAAACAUAUUAGGAGCUUUAAAAACCUUUUUGUUGUUUUGUGAGGAGGACGAGGAGAGACUAGAUUUUUCUCCCCCUAGAUAAAACUGAAAUAAUUCGCUUUUAGUUCUGUCUUGGAGAACAAAGAUGGCCUUUUCUCUUAGUUGUGUAACAAUAUCAUCACAAAGCAGUUGCCCUGAAAUGAUAAAAAGGUGACAAUGCGCAAGAUUGAAGAAUGUUUUUAUUUACAUCUGGCUUUUUUAUUUUGACUCACUUGCUUCCCAUAGCAGCUCUGUAGUGAGCCACAAAUUAGUUUUUCAAGUUGAUAUGUGCAGCAGAUUUUGUAUAGCCCAGUUUUUCAUUUUGAAGUCUAUGAAACAGUAUCUUGAAAUGGAAUGGAACUAAUUUUGAUUGAAAACUUUUAUCCAAGUGUUGCUUCCCAUCCACAGAAGCAUACACUUUUUAUCAUGACCUCUCUGAAUACAAGUUUUUGUUAUUUGGAUCACUUACUGUAAAUAUGUUGUAUUCAUAACCUCAUGUAACGAUGAGGAGUUUUCAAAUAUAAAUAGUAUCGAUACAUUUCUUGUUGUUGUCCUAUUUUUGAUUGUAGUAUAGCGAAUGACCUGUCAUGCUUUUUGUUUAAAGGUUAGCAUUAGAUUCAUAGAUCUUAAUAUUUUAGCAUUUCAUUGUUUAAGCAGGAGAGGGCAGCAAAAGUUCAUUUUUCCCCAUAGGAAUGCUCUGGUCCAUUACUGUUUUUAAACUUGGAUGCAUUUAACUAUCAGUGGGUAGGGGGGAAAAAUGAAACAUUUUUUAUAUAUAUUAAAAGGUGCAUAUGAAAAUAUAUAGACUGGUCCAACCAGACUGUGAAAAUGUCUUCUACUCUACAUCAAAGUAAUAAUAAAAGAAAAAUACCUUCCACCUCUGGAUAAAAUACAAGCAAGUCUUAAGCUCUUGGAUUCAAAUGUCAUUCUUUGGAAAUAGUUUACUUUCUUAAAAAUGGUAUCAAGAAACUCAAACUCAAUGGUGCUCCCAGCUAUAAAUGUGUAAUCCUCCUCUUUUGCACAUGCUCAAGAGGCUCUGUACUGUGGGUGCAUCUAAAUAAAGAAGCAAUGAAGUGUU